Molecule: messenger RNA, 2974 nt
Organism: Liolophura sinensis
Lineage: Eukaryota; Metazoa; Mollusca; Polyplacophora; Chitonida; Chitonidae
Product: inactive hydroxysteroid dehydrogenase-like protein 1
Exons: 9
Coding region: 24-1091 (355 amino acids)
Molecular function (GO): oxidoreductase activity
Source: RefSeq, a predicted model, not a curated record
CACGUUGUACACAUCCAGGCAGCAUGGCUGCAGCAAUCGACAGGUUCGAGUUCCUGGUCAAAGAAAUCUCUUGUCACUUGUCAUCAGGAAGAGAUACUCUGGCAGUCGUAGGAGCCCUUUACGUUGUUAAAAAAACAAUCGAUCUAACAUUUUAUACUGUUGACUUUUUUACGGCGUGUAUUGCUAAACAGCUAGGUGUUUAUCGAGACCUGAGUCGGCGUUUCGGACCUUGGGCAGUUGUGACUGGAAGCAGUGAAGGGAUUGGCAGAGCAUAUGCUCAGGAACUUGCAAGCAAAGGGUUAAAUAUCAUUCUAAUAAGUAAAGGAGAGAAUCGGCUCAGCCGUGCAGCCGAAGAAAUACGGGAAAGGUAUCGAGUGGAAACAAUUGCUGUGACAGUCGACUUCAAUGCUGGAAGAGAUGUGUAUGACAGGAUCCGAGAUGCCAUCAAAGGCAAAGAGAUAGGAAUUUUGGUAAAUAAUGUGGGUGUGAUGUAUGAUUACCCUCAGAUGUUCCUUGAUGUACCUGAACGGAGAUUAUGGCAGCUUGUAAACGUCAAUGUAGCUGCUGCAACGAUGAUGACACAUAUGAUUCUCCCGCAAAUGGUUAAAAGGAGAAGAGGAGCAAUUGUUAUAGUAUCAUCAGGUGCCUGUUCCCAAAUUACUCCUCAGAUGACAGCUUAUGCUGCUACAAAGAGCUAUCUGGAUUACUUUGCACGAGCCAUUGGAUAUGAAUACAAGGACAAAGGCAUUGUGGUUCAGUCAUUGCUGCCCUUCUACGUUGCCACAAGAAUGACGCAAUUCAGCAAGACCCUGUCCAAGUCUGGCCUGUUUAUUCCCUCCGCCACAGUGUAUGCUCAACAUGCUGUCUCCACCUUAGGCUACUCCAACAGAACGACUGGAUAUUGGCCUCACACCAUACAGUCUUGGUUCUCUGCCUUGAUACCAGAAAGAGUUUGGAUGUGGGGGGCAUCGCGUCUUAACACGGCUCUCAGACGUCAAGCUCACGAACGAUUACGACGACAUUCAUUACGAAUCAGUGGUAGCUACGAAACUUCGCAGGAUAGCACACCAGAAGAAAGAGUUGUGUCUUGAUGUAUGUUAUACCGUAGGAAUAUCUUCAAGUCUAGAUCUUGUGGGAAACCAUCCUCAAAGGGAGAUUAAGAUUUCAUGAUGUGACUGAUGCAAACUUGCACACCUGCAUAUACUGUCUUUUUUAUCUUUUUUUUUUUUUUAAAUACAUGUAUAUAAGAAUGUUUUAUAUAGUGAACUUGCAGUGUUUGAUACAAAACUUACAUCGUCUUAUUUCAUUGUGAACAUAGCAUAACACAAUUACAGGUAUUGAAUAUGACUACAGAUAAUAAUGUACAGGAAUAGAAAUACAUUUGUUGCUUUGGUUGGCCAGUGACUAAUACAUUGUAUUAACAAACCAUGAAUGAUUGUUUUUUUUUUUUUGUUUUUGAAUAAUUGCUGGUCAUUUUAUAACUGGUAAAUGCAUGACUGUUCAAUGUAAUAAACAUUGAACUAAAAAAGGGAAGCUUAUGACUUUAUAGUUGCAAGAAAAAUCACAUUUGCAACAAUUGUACUUAGACGACAGAUUGGCUAUCGAUGGUGUUUUCAGCCAAUCACAGGUUUUAAUUCCAAAGUACUUAUUGAUGAAGAAAACGUCUUCAUGUGAAGAUAGUAGGGGCGGAGCAAAAAAAAACGUGUGCCGAGCGAGCAGAGAUUGAUUGACAGGUCACCGACCAUGUGACAUCACAACGGCUGCUGGGUGGACACACUGACAGACCAGUGACAUGAAGAGAGGGCGUGACUUUGCAUGAAAUAGCCAAUCAGUUGUCGAAAACGGAUAGAGGUCAUAAUGAAAAGAAUCUAUACUUAGAAUCACUUUACAGCACUGGCAGUAUUCAUCUUUACAUAAAAUUUAACAGAAUAUUAAAUUGUGCAAUCUUUGACACCCAAAGCCACCAAAGACCAUAAUUCAGAAGAGUAAUUCAAUUCUGUUUUGUUUACUUUUCUAUACUACUCUAUAUACCACCCCAUCUAUAAAUUUGCAAAUUGACCCUUGCGUGCGGUUAUGUGAUAAUGUUAUAUACCAAAGAGAUGCCACUCUGUAGUUGUAUCUCAAAACUAACCUUUUGUGUGUUGGUUGAUCAAGAUAACAACAAGGCAAAAACAUCUUGUAUCACCUUCAAAUAGGAAAGACUGUUCAAGAGUAUGAGGUAGAAGGGAAUCAAAAAAAAAAAAAAAAAAAUCUUUCAAAAUAGUAACCUGAGUAUCGUGCUGUUGCUUCAUCAUUAUUCUUGAAACAGAAUUAUGGCUUGAAAAUAGAACAGUCAUGCAAGCAUAAGGAGGCCAGGGCAUAUGCAAAUUACCCAUGUUUUCUCAGCUAUAGUCUCGUAAAUUCACCUUGUUUUCUUGUUAUUUCAAGCUGUCACAGCAAGAAAAUUAGAUUGUAUAAUACCUGAUGUUAUUUAUCUAAACAGAUGUGUUUCUUUCUCAUUUGAUUUUCAUUCCCAUAAUGGUUUAGAUUCUUGUCAGCCCAUACUCUAAAAAAAUAGACUGAAAUAAGUGACUGAUACUCAGGCUAUAAAUUGGUAAAUGAAUGGGUUUAAAAUAACACACGCACUUGUAAUGUCUGCCUGAUAUAUAUCCUGUGCUAUAUAUUUUUGUACUGGAAUGUGAUACAGCAUAUCUAGGUGAAUGAUUUAACUGGAGGAUCCAAAUGAUCAUUUGUACUGAACUGGACUACCUUCAUCACAUUUAAGAUUUUUCUUUCAGUUUAGUGCAAAAUGUGUUUAUGUUCUGAAUGCAGCAAGGUAGAAUGGUUUAAUUGAAAUAUAGAGUGUUACAGUGUCUUUCAUGGUUUAUUUUCAUGAACGAAAUAACUUUAAAAUAAAUGCUAUGGGCUGUAUUUGUUGAACAAGGCUACUGGUAUUAUGAGUUAGUUUAAUGUGAUUAUCUGUAUGUCUAGUGAU